AUGUCACGCGAUGAAAUAGCAAAACAAUUGCGCGGAACACGAAAGGAAGUUGAGAGUGCUGUGAAGACAAUUCAGUCGCAAUUCAAUCAUAUCCGAAAUGGCGGGACGUCCAGCGUCGCAUCUGAUGCUCUGAGAUAUGAAAUUAACAUAUUGAGUAAACUUAGCUUUGCUCUGCAAGACAAUUGCCAUAAACAUGCCGACCUCUAUUGCGACAUUGUGGCCUCGAUGCUGCCACACGUUGAGCCCUGCGCCACAAAGCCCGAGUUCUGGGCGAGACACUUGGGCAGCCUGCACUACAUUUACCACGCGAUCUGUCGAGAGCAAACAAUAGAGGAAUGCCAAAGAUUCUAUGCGUUGGUCAACAAACAACGCGUCCACCUCAAAAACAAGACUGACUACAAACUCUACCUGAAUAUUCAUAUACGGCAUCUCUACUUUUUUGGCCAGCAAAUACAGAUACAGCCAACGAGCACGGCCAAAAAUCAACUCUGUUUGGCCCUACAAGCUAUGGGUGUACUGUUCCAAGCCAUGCAGCGCCAGAAUGGUGGAUACAGUGAGCUCAUCGCCGAGCUAAAUCAAAUUCUAGGCAAGCGGAGCAACUCUUUCCUCAAGAUCCUGGGCACAUUGCCUGUGGCAUACUCGAACAAGAUGUACGAGCCGCUCUUUAAGCUACUGGCCAGCAGUGGAAGCACCACCGAUGAGCUGAACACACAGUUUCCAGAAUAUUUAAGUGCUUUGCUGGCCCUCAUCCAAAUCGAUGGCUUCUCGUGGCAGCAACAAGCGGAGGAAGCGCCUCAGCAAUUGGCGUUGCAGCUGCUCCGUUGCUGCCGCGAGUCCUACAAAGAAUUGACAUCACUAAACUAUGUCAUGCAGUUACUCUACUACUACCUGAAGCUGCUGUUCACUCGAGAUUCCGCACAGACUACCGACUUGAAGCGUCAUUACAUAGAUCUGACCAAGAAGCUGAUUAAUUUCUUUGAGCACAAGGGCGCUGCACAUGCCAAGGAGCAGUGGUUCAUAGACUUUCUGUUGGUUUUUGUGCGUGUGCAGAAACUGCUGCAUCAGAGGAAUGGAAAGAACAACUGCUUCGAGGUCUUCUGGCAGGGAUUGGGCGGCACGGACAGCGCCGAGACAUAUACCGCACACUUUGAGCUCAUCCAGUGCUUGAUUACCAUGUCGAUGGACAUAAGCAGCAACAGUCCACUCGCCGCCAGUUGCACCAAUGAUUCCAAAUGUCAAAGUCUUCGCAAACACUGCAUUUUCACCCUCGGCUGCUGUGCCACCAACGCCUACAGCUUUUGGCAGCCCUCGGCGCAGGCAACACUCCAGAAGGCUGCUCAGGAGUCUCUCGCCGGCAUUAUACACUAUGCCGUGGACGUGGUGAAGGUGACCAAGUGCAUGGUGGCAACAAGCGCGGAAUUGCUCAACUUUGUCUGGCAUCUGAACAACAUUGCCGACAAGGUGUCGAGUGGCACACAGAUGGCAUUGUUGCAACUGUUGGUGAAGCCGCUGCAGCAACUGCGAUCCCUGCUGGGAGAUCAGGAGAUGCGACAACUGUUGCGUCGCUUGUACAAGGCCGGCUCAUACUGCGAUAAUCCGGAGCUGGCCGCUCAGUUGCAGUGCACCUUCAUUGCCGCCACUACCUGUCCCGCCCGUCAGUUUCAGCAGAUCUGCGUCUAUUAUUGCAACGCCAAAAACUCGAUUCCCAAGUGCGUCUACGAGCUUCACGAGAUGAGCCCCUUGGGCAAUCCCCUCACCACAGCACAGCGGCGUAAGCUCUACGAGCUGGACAUGGUGGCCGUGAUGGCCCACAGAAAGACGCCGCCGUUGCUGCAAUCGCUGUUGCGUCAUCGUCAAACCGACUACCAGUUGGUGCUCCUGGGACGUCACAUGCGCACGGACACCACAAUACUGAAUCGGUUCGAGGAGCUACGCUUAAAACUGCAAAAGAAGAGACUGACUCGUCUGGAGCAGCUGAUGCUGGCCCAUGUCAGCGUUAGCAAGAUCCUGGAAUUGGACGAGAAGAACCAGAAGACUAAAAUACCCAUGAAGGAGGUGACGGAAAGGAGUCUGGAGGAGUUGUGUAUCAAGUACAACCUUUUGGAUGUCAAUAUUGCCAGCGAGAAGCCUCGGGUGCAACUGGCCACAGCGGUCAUAGCCGCCUUUGAGGCCUUCUAUAACCAGGCUGAUGCCGAACGCUUGAGCAGUGACGAGGCGCUCAUCGACUGGGAGGCGCUGAUUGAUGAUGCCAUUUGUGCUGCCAAGGCACUGUCCAGCAUGGGUUACAUGCAGCAAGCGGACAGGGCGUGGCUGCUGUUGCUCCGCAUAAGUCGAAUGCUGGGCGACAGAUUCACCUUCCUUCGUGCUAUUAGUCACUUUAUGUCGCACUACACGCAACAUGCGCUUUUCGAUAUGGCACACGAGGUGGAGCAUGCCCAGCAGCUGUUGGACGAUCUCUGGCCGCAGAUCCGGAGUGAUCACUUCUUAAAGCGUCAGCACACGACUUUGAUGCUGUGUCUCUGUCAAAUGGCGCUUUACUACGCUCGCUUGGAUUGCCUGAGCCACGCCCAGUUGCUGUUGUUGCAUGUGGAGCGACUGCGUGAUCAAUUCCAGGAGCGUGUGGGCAAAUGCGACGUUGUCCUACUGACGCUGCAGUCGGUGCGCUUUCGAAUCUGUUACCAGCAACGGCACUGCAGCAUCCUGGCCAGAAUGCCCACGGUCUAUCAGCAGCUGGACACGUUAACGGAGAAUGUGCGUAAAUUUACCAGCAUUUCAUCCGUGGAUCUUGGUGCUCUCUAUAUGUUGCUGAGUGAUCUCGUUCGGGACAGCACCGAAUGCACCGCCAAUCGUCUUUGCGAGCUCCCCAACAUGUCCAUCAGCCUGCUGCAGGUGCUCCUUAAGAGCGGUCUGGUGCUGCGUACCGUGGAGGUCUUGAUCUCCUGGAUGUGGACCAAUCUGAGAAUGGAAUGCAUGGACAAGGCACUUUCCAAGCUGCGUCUCAUCGAACACUUUCUCUGUAUCCAGCCCUUGUCCUUGGCACAGCCGAUCAGCAAAUCCAGCAGCCUGAUUACUACUCCCAUGGAUGCUCAGUCAAAGCACAUGACCGAACUGGUCGGAAAGAUGUUGUCCAUGCAACUGGAACAGGGCACCGCCAGCGUGGAGCCCAUUCGAAAGCAGCAACAGUUGACAGUGUCGUUGCCUCCACUGAAAAUACAAUCUCAAAACGCUAACAGAUUGAAGCUGCAACGUUACCUGCAGGAGACGCAUCCUGUAAUACGGGAUAGCAAUCAGUUGCAGUGCAUCUACUUCAUUGUGGGCUGUUUCCAUGCGCGUUUAUAUUUUCUGAAUCGGGAGUACGAUCAGUUGGAUGAUUUCUAUAGCAUGGCCAAUGAUUGGCUACAACGGGACACGGAACGUAGCAACGCAUUGGGGCAUAUGUUGCUCGUGUUGCCAGUCUAUCAGGCCAACUAUUUGCGUGCCACGAACAAGUAUCGCCAGGCCAUUGAGGUUACCGAGUCCGCCUUGAAGCUGGCCAAGAGCGAGCAGCUGCAGCAACGAGUCGAUGUCAACUAUCGCUACAAUUUGUUGCUACAACUGCGAACGGCUCAACUGGAGUUGCAACCAAAACCCGUGGCAAAGACACGACGACAACAACAACCACGUCGCGCUCUCCAGUUUAACGUAUCGCCGGAGGAUAAGCCGAAGGAAAAGUCCAAAGCAAGCAAAACGAAACCGAAGUUUACAAUUUAUACAGAGGAUUCCAGUCUAUCCAGUGGCAGCAGUCCGGAGGAGAAUAAACGUUUCGAUCUCAAUUCCUGUCAGUUAAUUGAGAUCAUUGACUUGAGCGAUGAGGAAUUAUCUCCACCUCUACCUCCUCCUCCGCUGACUGCUGCACAGGUGAAGCUCACAAAAUCUUUGCCUCGCACUGCGCAGGCGACACGCAGCACAAGGACACGUGCCCAGAAGCAGUUGGAGACACCCAUAGUGCCAGCUAGACGGGUUGCUACUGCUCCCAAUACCCUGGGAUUAACCAGCAGCAUCAGCAGACGCAAUACCACGCCCGAGGAUACGCCCAAGACAACAACGGUCACAAGGGGACGCACAAGGAGGCAGAAUGCUGUAGAGGAGCAGCCGGUGACGCCUUUGGUAAAGAUGGAUUCAAUGAGCACAAGACGUCGCCAAAGGAACUGAUUAACUUUAUUCCAAUUUAGUUUAGUAUCUUAUUAAUUAAUAUACUUUGUGUUUUUACAAUAAAUGUUUAGCUGCAACUUGAA
Drosophila innubila is the source of this 4274-nucleotide messenger RNA. RefSeq names its product protein three rows. The record is from RefSeq and is a predicted model, not a curated record. NCBI's taxonomy places the organism in Eukaryota, Metazoa, Arthropoda, Insecta, Diptera, Drosophilidae. The coding region runs from base 1 to 4191 and encodes 1396 amino acids. The transcript has 5 exons.